This is a messenger RNA of Scomber japonicus (chub mackerel), 1023 nucleotides long. Its product is annotated as SAM pointed domain-containing Ets transcription factor. The transcript is spliced from 6 exons. The record is from RefSeq and is a predicted model, not a curated record. Lineage: Eukaryota; Metazoa; Chordata; Actinopteri; Scombriformes; Scombridae. Gene Ontology annotation, biological process: regulation of transcription by RNA polymerase II; cell differentiation. Gene Ontology annotation, molecular function: sequence-specific DNA binding; DNA-binding transcription factor activity, RNA polymerase II-specific. Gene Ontology annotation, cellular component: nucleus. Bases 28 to 1023 code for a protein of 331 amino acids.
CAGAGCAUCUUUGCCUCGCUAUCAGUUAUGUCAAAUCCAGUCUGCAGUUUAUCAGAAGGCACAGUUUAUGGAUCCCGGAUUGGGAUGACAGAGGACUCCCUCACCAUCUCGGAGCGAAACAGGGUCUCUGCAGAUCCCUGGGAUGUGGUGGAGACCAAGCCAAAUGUGGAAACCUUGGAGCGAAGCCUUUACCUCUCCUGCUUUGACAUGCUCCUCACAGAGGACACCGCCUGGUUGGUGAAAGUUUCUGAGGCCUCCCCGACCCUCGCUGUGCCAAUGACUCGCAUGGAGCCCCGAGAGGAACCAGAGCAGUGUCCGGUCAUUGAUAGCCAGGAACAGGGACUCUCUCCUGGGCUGGAGGGGCAGGAGGAGGAGCGCUCACUGGAGCAGAUGCAGAGCAUGGUGGUAGGAGAAGUGCUGAAGGACAUUGAAACGGCCUGCAAACUGCUCAAUAUCACCCCAGACCCCAUAGAGUGGAACACGGGGAAUGUCCAAAAGUGGCUGCUGUGGACAGAACAUCUGUACAGGUUGCCCCACGCAGGAAAGGCAUUCCAGGAGCUCACAGGAAAGGACCUGUGUGCCAUGAGCGAGGAAGAGUUUCGCCAACGCUCACCGCAGUGUGGAGAUACGCUGCACGCACACCUGGACAUAUGGAAGUCAGCUGCCUGGAUGAAAGAGCGGUGUACAGUAGGAGACACUAAAACUACUGGUGUCGAGGAGCUUUGGUCUGAGGCUGACUCGUCUUGUUCAGGACAGCCUAUUCACCUGUGGCAGUUCCUCAGAGAGCUUCUGCUCAAACCUCACAACUAUGGACGCUGCAUCCGCUGGCUCAAUAAAGAAAAAGGUAUUUUUAAAAUUGAAGACUCGGCUCACGUCGCGAGACUGUGGGGACUCCGAAAGAAUCGACCUGCUAUGAACUAUGACAAGCUGAGCCGCUCCAUACGUCAGUACUACAAGAAGGGCAUCAUUCGCAAGCCUGACGUGUCUCAGAGACUGGUGUACCAGUUUGUUCACCCAGUAUGA